This is a messenger RNA of Histoplasma mississippiense, 1617 nucleotides long. RefSeq lists its product with no specific name. The coding region runs from base 1 to 1617 and encodes 538 amino acids. The transcript is spliced from 3 exons. Lineage: Eukaryota; Fungi; Ascomycota; Eurotiomycetes; Onygenales; Ajellomycetaceae. The record is from RefSeq and is a predicted model, not a curated record. Gene Ontology annotation, cellular component: nucleus. Gene Ontology annotation, molecular function: DNA binding.
AUGUCUAAAUCUUCUAAUUACACUGAGGAGCAGUUGCAAAGAGCUGUUGAUGUGUACAAAAGCAAUUCAAAAUUAAAAAUCACAUCUCUGUCGCCAGAAUUCAAAGUCCCAUAUGCCACCUUGUAUGGGAGGAUCAACGGGAAGAAAUCAAGGACUAUGAGGGUUCCACUGAAUAGAGCAUUGAAUGACAGCCAGGAGGAGGCAAUUAAGAUAUGGAUUCAUCAGUUGGAUAUUAAUUUUAGCCCGCCCACCAUCGAGCAUAUCGAAGCCGCCGCGAACCGCAUGUUGAGACAGCAUCAUACAGAUCCAGAGACCGCACCUCCCACAGUAAGCAAGAUGUGGGCAUAUCGAUUCAUCAAACGCCUGCCAGAUUACGAACGGGUCAAGCAAAAGCCCAUGAAUCCAAAACGGGUAUCUUGCGAGGAUAUAAGCUUCAUUAUCAACUGGUUUGAUCGAUAUGAAGCUGUCUUCAAUCAAUAUCACUUUUUCCCCUGCGAUAUCUACAACUUUGAUGAGAUUGGAUUUCAAGAAGGAGAAGGAUGUGGACAUGCAGAUGGCACAGUAUUGGAUCCAUUGAUUAUAAUGAAAUCGAAGGUCCAUCUAGAGGAUUGGUAUACACACUCCAACUUACCUGACAACUACGCCAUCACCGCAUCCGAGUCUGGCUUUACAAAUGAUGAGAUUGGAUUUGAAUGGAUCAAGCGGUUCAAUAAGAUGACAAAAAAGCGUCAAAUGGGCAGUCAUCGACUGCUAUUAAUGGACAAUCAUGGUUCUCAUCUCACAGAAGAAUUCAUCCAAUACUGCGACCUCCAUAAGAUUAUUCUAUUCGGAUUCCCAUCUCAUACAAGUCAUAUUCUACAACCUCUUGAUGGCGUACCUUUUCAGCAGUAUAAGCAUUAUCAUACAAAGGCAGUUAAUGAGGCCGCCCGCUACGGAUAUGAGCAGUAUGGUGGCAGACAAUUCCUUGCUAAUCUGGAGAGCGUCCGACUGCAAGCAUUCAAACCUGGCACUGUGAGAGCUGGCUUUGCCGACCGCGGAAUGUAUCCAGUUAAUCGCGAUAUAAUUCUCAAUCGAUUGAGACCUCUUACCAUUGAUGAUGCCCCGGAUCUCAACAUAUACGAUGGCGAUGGUGAUGUAUGCAAUCACUUUACCCCGCCGCCUGCAGAUCGACCGUCAACUGCCUCUUUGCAAUUAACCUCCCCAGAGACAGUUGCAAAACUACAUCGCCAAAUCGAUGCAGCAGCCAAGGCCUUACAAGAUGUGAAGGAUACCCUUACACCUGGUUUGACAAGGCGGUUGGACAAGAUCUUCAAGGGUAGCAUGGUCCAGGCGGAAUUGAACGCGCACCGUGAGGGUGAACUUGCAGGUCAUUAUCGAGCAAAUAGACGUCGGGUCGUCAAAUCCUCCCGCAGGCAGGUGCAAGUAGGCGGAGUCCUCACUAUUAAGGAUGCCAAUCGCAAGAUCGCGACCCGUAGAGCAGAUGAGAUGAAAAAGACGUUCAAUAAGAAUCUUCAGUCGAUUGGAAUCAAACCUACAAAAUCUACAGCCACUCAACCACAACAAGAUAAUUCUAUAGAAUCUCAACCUACAGUGGAUUCUACACCUUCUAAUGAAUAG